GAAAGAGUGGAGAGAGAGGGGGGAGACACCAAACAUAAGGGCUCUCCAAAGAAAUUUCAUUUUCACUUUUGCAGGUGAGCGAAGCUCAUCCUAACACAAAGAGAGAGAGAGAGCACGAAACUAGAAAUGAGAGAGUAUAAUGAGCGAGAGAGCGGGUAGACAUGCGCUCAACUUCCUUGGGGUUGCCACCUCUCAUCUCGCAGGGUUGCUGCAUGCCGUUUCGCUGCGGCAGCAUCCAGUUGGAAAAUGUACGCGCACUCAAACGCAACAAAAAGCGCGUAACAGAAGCGGCGAGGUUUCGAUAAAGAAAGGACACUAACAAUUCGGUGUUGACAAAAACGACAUACACACACAUACACACAAGCGAAUGCGUCGCGUGCUGUCCCCUUAACUCCCCACCUCCCCAUCCCGCUGUGCGUGUCUGUAAAAGAAAGUUGAAAUUGCCAAAAAAAAAAAAAAAGAAAAGUGUAGUGAAGCAAAUCAAUUGGUGGUUAUAAAAAGGAGAAAAACCAGCCAAUUAAAGUGCUUUAAAUCCAGAAAGAAAGUCAUAAAGCAAAUAAGCCGGCAAUUAUUUGUGGCUUGUGCCGAGAUUAUCGAGUGUGUGUGUUUAAACGGCUUCACUGCGGUUUCGGUAUCAACUUCGAGACCCAUUUCGUUUACGGCCACGGGUUAGCAAGCGUACGUAUUGGCCGGAAGACACAGAGACACCGGCCCCGUUAAGAUUUCGGUCGUCGGCGGUGGUCAGAGAGGCUCGAAGAUUUGGCGUCGCGAGCGCAUCGAGAUGACAAAUGAUCCGGACCUCGAUGACUGUGCUUUUCUAUCCGGUGGCGAAUCGAGCGGCGGACGGCAGACUCGGACCGGAGUGGCCGUCUGCUCACAGCGCCGGGCUCUACUUGUGGCCGGAAUCGUGCUCGGCUCGCUGCUGCUGACGGCCAUCAUCAUCGCCUACGCUGGACCGCAGAACGACUGCUCCUGUGGAUCAAAAACGGUGUCCGGUUAUGAAACGGAUGAAGAGAACAACACGCAGCCCUUCAAUCCGAUAGCCACCAAUGGAGAGCCAUUUCCCUGGCUAGAGAAGAUGCUGCCCACCAGUGCGCGUCCACUGCGCUAUAUGGUCACUAUCCAUCCAAACUUGACGACAUUGGAUGUUAAAGGUCAAGUCACCAUCGAUUUGCAUGUGGAGAAGGAGACCAACUUCAUUGUGCUGCACAUCCAGGACCUCAACGUCACCGAGAAGGCCAUCGUGACUCCGGGGCCCAAGGGCUAUGCCCUUAAGAUUGUUAAGGUGCUGGAGUUUCCGCCCAGGCAGCAGCUCUACAUCGAGGUGAAGGAGAAGCUAAAAAAGAAGUCCAAUUAUACCCUCAACCUGCGCUGGUACUCCAAACUCAAUCCGGAGCCGGAGGGUUUCUAUGUCGACCAGUACGAGAGCUCUAAUGGUGUGGAGAGAUUACUUGCUGCCACAGUUUUUCGACCGAAUGGUGCACGGCGUGCCUUCCCCUGCUUCGACGAGCCGCACGUUCGGGCGCCAUUCCGCAUCUCUGUGUUCCGGGAUCGCUUCCACAUUGGUCUGUCCAAUUCCAUAGUGCACACCACCGAAGAUGUGGGCUUCUACAUGGGCACGGGAUUGCUCCGCGAUGACUUCAUUGAGACGCCACCACUGCCAGCCGAUGCGGUGGCCUGGGUUGUAAGCGACUUCCAACGCGAAUCCCUGCAGCCCUCAGCGGCAUAUAUCCCCACGACACCAGCGCCACCGGGUUCCGGAGUGGGUGGCAAGAAGUCCGCCCAGCUGAAUAAUUAUACCCAGCUUAAGGGCAAAAACCCGCCGGUACGAAACAUCACUGCCCUGACUCAUUCGUUGAAUGUGAACCUGACGCCACGACAAAACCUAACGGUUGUUCAGCCCACGACGACGACGGCCUGGCCUGUGAAUCUCAAUGGAAAUGGAAAGCCAUCGAAUCUAACAUCACUUUCUCAGUCCACGGGAUCAUCGAUAAAGAGGGCUCCCUCGUAUACCUUCUAUGCACCCAGGGAUCUGUUAGUUCGCUCAUCUUUCAUUCUGCACACAUCGAGGGAUGUUCUGGAGUAUCUACAGACCUGGUUGGAUAUCAGUUAUCCCCUUACCAAAGUGGACUUUGUGGCGUUGCCUUCGCUGGAUCGUAAUAUGAUCUCCUCGCUGGGAUUGGUUACCUUGAAAACGUCUUUCCUGACGGAUCCAAGUUCCAUAACCUCAGAACAAUAUCAGUUUAGUGCAUUAAGGAUUGCUGAGGCCAUGGUGAGACAGUUCUUUGGAGGAAUAACAUCCCGCAAGGUGCUCAAGGAUGUAUGGCUGUGGGAGGGAUUGAUUCAGUAUUUGGGAAUCCAUGCCUUGGCACCACUGCAGGAAAGCUGGCCGCUGAGAGAGAUGUAUCUACUGAAGAUGGCCACAGCAGCGUUGGACAUUGAUGCCAUCCAAGGAUGGGAUAGCAUUAUGAAUGGCACAAGCCAUGAUGGCAACAAUGAGGAGUUCUUUGUCCAGAAGACAGCUGCCAUAUUUUCCAUGUUGCACACGGCCAUUGGUGAGGAUCGGUUCAGGGGCUGUCUGGGUUCUUUCCUCAAGGUGAAUCGAUUCAGAACCGCCGAACCCACUGAUCUUUGGACCAUUUGCACUAAGAAAGCUAAUGGCUCGAAGAACAUCAAGGAUAUGAUGACUUUGUGGACACACCAGCCGGGUUUUCCUCUUCUCACUGUCACCAAAAUGGGCAAUAGCAUCUCCAUCUCGCAGAGACCUUUCCGACCUGCUGAGUUUCUAGCCAUCCAUGAUGACUCCUAUGAUGGUAAUAACUACAAUAAGACGGCGUUGAAUGCCACAGAUACGCCAAGCACUGUGCCACCUACAACGCAAGGUAGCAAGCAUAAGUCGGUGCCACAUAUGAAGUGGAUCUUCCCUGUGACCUAUGUGACGGAUAUCAACAAUGUCAGUGAAACUCUUUGGAUGCAGAAUGUGGAUGUUACCUUCAACGUUCCGGAAAAUGUCAAAUGGAUCAAAGUGAAUGCAAUACAAAAUGGUUACUACCGAGUGGUCUACAAUGAUGAUAACUGGGCCAAUCUCAUCGAUGAGUUGGCUGCUAAUCCCAAAAGAUUUACCAGCGAGGAUCGCUUGGGUCUUUUAUCAGACGCCUUUACCCUCUGCCAUGCCAAUCUUCUGCCCUGUGAGAUCACCAUGAACAUGAUCCAAUAUCUGCCCAGUGAGACACACUAUGGACCUAUGGCUCUGGCUUUGAGGCAUUUGGAAAAGUGGCGACGCAUCCUUAAGUACUCAGAGUGUUUCCUGAUGCUCAGCGAGUUUAUCAAGAUGAAGAUCUCCACGGUGAUGGAAAAGGUGGGCUGGUCGGAUGAUGGUGAUGUGGCCACCAGGUUACUGCGUCCCGAAGUGCUCUUGGCAUCUGUAUUGUGGGAGGACAUUGACAGCAUCAGCAGAGCAAAGAACAUGCUAAAUCAGUAUCUUUACUACAAUGGUUCCGCUAUACAACCUAAUCUUAGAGAGGUGGUUUACACGGGUUCCAUACUGUCCGGGGAGUACAUCUACUGGCAGCAUUGCUGGGAACGCUUCGUGAACUUGCAGCGCACGUCGGAGACCUUCGUAGAGCGAAUGCAGUUACUCCGAGCUUUGGGAAGAACCAAAGAUGCUUGGCUGCAGAAUCGCCUUCUCUCACAUGUGACAAUGCUGCCCACUGAGGAGGUGGUGCAGGUUCUCAAGGCCAUUGCUGGCACACCCACAGGUGGUGCCAUGGCCUGCCGUUUCCUGCAGGCCAAGUGGUUUGAGCUGGAGAAGCGCCUUGGCCCUGGAACGAUCAGUUUCGCCAAGGUCAUAUCGGCCAUAACCCAAUAUGGGGCCACUAAGUUCGACUAUGAUGAGCUGAAAUCCCUGGUGCAUCGCUUUGGUCGAGGUCAAGGGAUGUCUGUGCUGAAUAUGACCUUGAGCAGCGUGGCCUCCAACGUGGAGUGGGUGGCCCGGUCACAGACCUCGCUCUACAAGUGGGUGGAGGGCAACCUGCACUCGCACCGAUAGAGGAGAUAGGAGGUCCUCUCACAAAGUUCUCUCUCUCUCUUCAGACUCAUUUGUAAUUAUGUUCCUCUCUCAGACACGAAUCUUAAGUGAGCUUUGAUUUCGCCGAGUUAACUAACACUAUGGAUCUAUAUAUAUAUAAAGAUAUAUAUAUAUAUGUACUCUUUACCAUAUCAUUGCCAGUUCGAUCGAUCUCCUUGGUUUUCUCAGUAGCUGUCCUAUAUAUAAUUUUAGUACUUAAUGUUAGCCCAGACACUCGACCCAAAAUGUAAAUUGCGAUUAUAGAAGGCCCCCUCCCCCAAUUUCUAGCACAUAACGAAUGUGUAUAUCUACAACUGAACAUAAGGAUCUAUCUAUAUAUGUAUAUUGUAUAUGUAUGUAUAUUUUACAAACCAAACAUAUUUAGAGCAAUGGAUAAUUGUAGUUUGUAAGCCAACAAAGAACAAAGAACAACAUAUUUUUUCAUAAAAACUUAAAACUAAAAACUAAAAUGAAACAAAAGAGAAGCCCCCUCAAAAAAUCGCUAAUGAAUGCAUUCUAGUAACUGUAUAGCAUAUGUUUAUUAGUAUUAGUAAGAGCGCAGUGCUCUCGUGAGUGUGUGUGUGUGUCCGUGUAUGUGCGCAUCGAAAUAUCACAGAAAUCUUCCUUAUUUUGUCCAAGAAAAACAAGUUCAUGUAACUUAACUACCAAUGUAUACCCCAGGCUGCCUGACCAGCAAACCAAAUUUAGAAUAUCUUUAAUUUUGUUCAUUAAAUAAGUUUAUGAUUUAUAAACAAUCAUUUUAGAGUCAGUAUUAGCUUCCAAAUUAGAGAUAUAUGCUUGUUAAUUUCACAUCACACAAAAAUAUCAUAUUUAAUUUGAUUUAGAACAAGUUUAAAUUCGAAAAAUGUUGUCAUCAAACAGGUUUAGCAUUUUUUUUAACCAGUAACUUUAAUCGCCAAAGCAAUUAGCUUAAAAUCUGUUAACGAUAUUAUAUGGCUGCCAUAGUACAUAAACUAUCUUAAGCCAUUCAUAAUUAACCAAAAAAAAACAUAUUUAAAAUCGCAGAAUGUAAAGUAAAGUUAUAACUUUCUUGGUAACUCUAUUAUGGUCUGAGGUCAGGCAGGCAGAUAACUUAGGAAAUCGAGAUACGAAAUAAUAUAUAGACAAGCCCCAUAUGUACAUACAUGGCAUACAUGCUUUAGUAGUUUGGCUAGAAACCCAAAAAGAAAAAAAGAAAAAAGAAAACGUAUUCAACACUUUUUAUUUCCGCACUCGCAUAAGAAGUAGAAACCAAUGUUUAUCAGAUUACAACGUUCCGAUUACUACGACUCUUGUGUCUAAUUAAAUAGGUUUUACUAUGUGUUUUACCAUAUCGCUGGUUAUCAUUUGAUUAGUGUUAGCCUGACCCAAAAGAUAGCCCGAGGUGUUUGUGCAAACUGAGGGAAUCCGUGAGACUUUUGCCACUUGAAACUCUUAGUCCGACGAUGGCACGCCGGUUUUCUGUCUUUAUAAGCUAUAUGGAAAACGUGUAUAGGCUGUGCCAUUGGCAACGCCCAGCGAUAAGAGUGUGCCAUGCGUCUAGAUUAUCUGGGGAUGUGGACAGUGCCGUAGUUAAGACAGCUUUCAAGGGGGAUAUUACAAAGAAACAGUCUAGCAAACCCAAUACCAAGUUAACAAACCCCUUUUGGCCAUGCCUGAGAUUUCUAUCUCUCUCUCUCUGGAAAUGGUUAAGCAGAUUCAAAGUUAAACCUUCAACCAUAUUUGACUAUGCUAAUUCGUAAAUUUGUAUUUCGCAUCUUAACAUUUCGAGAUCUUUGAUUUCGUUUUUUGGGAAGAAUAUGUUUAGCAGAAGAGUUUAUAUAUAGAUGGUAACGAUUUGCUUCUUGGCUAAGACACACAAAGACUAACUCAAUGAAUGAUACUCGAAGUCAAUCGCUCAGAUACCCCGAAAUAAAAUGAGAUAUAUAGAAAAAACAAACCGACAGAGAAAUACAAACAAAAACAACUUUAUUAGCGACAAAGUUAGAUCACAGAGAAAACACACAGAGAAAAAAGAAAAACAAGUUUUGGAGCGAUUUUACGGAUUUUCGACAAAUGUAUAAGCCAAACACAAGCAAAAAAAAAAAUAAAAACAAAAUGAAAAAUGACAACAAACCGAAAUAGAGAUAAAAAAAAAAGAGAACACAGAAUAUGAGAGAUACACAGAGGAAGAUUUAGAAAGUUUUACAGAAGAAAUGAGAAGAAACAAGAUUUUGCUUUGGUUCUAAACUAACUUUUAGUUUUGAUUGUUAACCCAUUUCAUCGUCUAAUUGUAUUUGGACAAUGCAUAUCCGUCCACAGCUUUGAUUGACUUAACACCUUUGGGUUCCAUUUUAGUUCAUCGAAAGACCCACUCACAUGACCUAUCCUCGAAAUCCUUUCCUUAUCCGCUUUGUCCUGGAGUUGAAGAUUCGCCUUUUUUCUAAAUUCAAGGAUCAAAAACGAAGAAAUUCUAGUUAAUUUUAUUAGUGGAAAUUUUUUUGCAAUCGGCAUCAAUUUGAUAAGAAAUUAUGAAUUAUGCAUUGGCUAUCAGGUUUUAUAUAUAUAUAUAUAUACGAAGAUAUAUAUGGAAAUCGCGCGUAGGGAAAAUACAAAGUGUAUCUAGAAUGCAAUGGAAAGCAGGCAGAGCAACUCUAAAGACGUAAAUCUAAUUGUAUGCUAAUGAUAUAUACACAUCUAUAUAUAAAUAUAUAUAUAUAUAUAUUUACAUAAUUUAAUUUAAGUCAAAUGGGAAUAUUAAUAAAAGCGAUAACUAAUCUGUAAA
Messenger RNA from Drosophila eugracilis, 6830 nucleotides. Its product is annotated as endoplasmic reticulum aminopeptidase 2. The record is from RefSeq and is a predicted model, not a curated record. Gene Ontology annotation, biological process: proteolysis; peptide catabolic process. Gene Ontology annotation, cellular component: cytoplasm. Gene Ontology annotation, molecular function: zinc ion binding; metalloaminopeptidase activity; peptide binding. The transcript has 13 exons. The coding region runs from base 782 to 4048 and encodes 1088 amino acids. Lineage: Eukaryota; Metazoa; Arthropoda; Insecta; Diptera; Drosophilidae.